Molecule: messenger RNA, 3111 nt
Organism: Ictalurus furcatus (blue catfish)
Lineage: Eukaryota; Metazoa; Chordata; Actinopteri; Siluriformes; Ictaluridae
Gene: prkag1
Product: protein kinase, AMP-activated, gamma 1 non-catalytic subunit
Exons: 13
Coding region: 774-1685 (303 amino acids)
Source: RefSeq, a predicted model, not a curated record
GAAGUCGGAGCUCGUGAUUACGACAUGCCGUGUUCACGUAGUUUCAGCAUAAACUUGAUUUAAGUUUAUAUUUGGCCUUAUUGAUAAUAAAUGAACAACUGAACAUUUAACGCGCAACAUGGAAGUUUAAAUAUUUCCACAUUCAUAUCAGAUGAGGACCAAGUCCGAGAGCUGGCCUUUUUAAAUGUAUUUUGUUUGUUUGUUUUUAUCUAAGAUUGACGUUUAUUUUGGACCCAGUAGCACCCCCUGCUCCAAACACACAUAAUUCAACAAAUUAGCUAAUAACUGGGAGUGUGAGUGUGUGUGUGUGUGUGUGUGUGUGUGUGUGUUUGUGUGUGUGUGAGAGAGAGAGAGAGAGAAAGAGACAGAGUGUGUGUGUGUGUGUGUUAGAGGCUGACCUAUAGUGGAUUUUACUGAUGUUAAUGAGACUGGUCCUCUGAUCAUUCUCAUUAGCACAGUGUUUCCGCCUGCAGAACUGUCGCUCAAUCGAUUUAAUUUUUAACAUUUAUUUUUGCACCGUUCUGUGUAAAUGCUUUAAAAUGUUAUAUGUUAAAAUACCAGGAGAACAGCAUUUUAUAAAAUACUCAAAUCAGCCUGUCUGGCAUCAACAACAUGCAAAGGUCAAAGUCACUGAGAUUGCAUUUUCCCACAUUCUGCUGCUUGAUGUGAACAUUACUGGAAGCUCUUGACUGGUUCCUGCUAUAGUUGAUGAAUUUGAGUGUAAAAAGGAGGCAUACAUAGAUGAUCCUGAGCACAAUGUGUACACUCGCUUUAUGAAGUCCCACCGCUGCUAUGACCUGGUGCCCACUAGCUCCAAAUUGGUGGUGUUUGACACCUCUCUGCAGGUGAAAAAGGCUUUCUUUGCUCUCGUCUCAAAUGGAGUGAGAGCUGCUCCACUCUGGGACAGCAAGAAGCAGUGCUUUGUUGGUAUGUUGACCAUAACAGACUUUAUCAACAUACUUCAUCGCUACUACAAGUCACCGAUGGUUCAGAUAUAUGAAUUGGAAGAACACAAAAUAGAGACAUGGAGAGAGGUCUACCUACAGGAUUCCUUCAAACCUCUUGUUAGCAUAUCACCUAAUGCCAGUCUGUAUGAUGCCGUGUCAUCUCUGCUAAAGCACAAGAUCCACAGGUUGCCAGUAAUCGAUCCUCUUACAGGAAACACGCUGUACAUCCUUACUCACAAGAGGAUCCUCAAGUUCCUCAAACUCUUUAUUUCAGAGAUGCCCAAACCAGCAUUCCUAUCGAAGUCUCUAGAAGAGCUCAACAUUGGAACAUUCCAGAACAUUGCCGUGGUCCACGCUGACACACCCCUCUACACUGCGCUGGGAAUCUUCGUCGACCAGAGGGUGUCUGCCCUGCCUGUAGUCGAUGAGAAUGGAAGGGUGGUUGACAUAUACUCCAAGUUUGACGUCAUAAAUCUGGCUGCAGAAAAGACAUAUAACAACCUGGAUAUUACUGUCACAAAGGCCCUUCAGCAUCGCUCUCAGUACUUUGAGGGAGUUCUCACCUGUCAAGCACAUGAGACACUGGAGGCCAUCAUCAACAGACUGGUGGAGGCAGAGGUGCACAGACUAGUCAUAGUAGAUGAUCACGAGGUGGUGAAAGGCAUCGUUUCUCUCUCAGAUAUUCUUCAGGCGCUGGUGCUCACCAAUGGAGAUAACGAGUGCAGUUGGAUACACUAAGAGAGGUGAGACGAGAGGAAGCGGGGAGAUGAGAUAGAGCUUACAAAGCAAAGCAACGCAAGGCCAAUCACAAAAAAAAGGAAUCAGCAAGUCAUCUAAUCUUAGCUUGUAGAGUGAAAAAAAAUCUCCCACAAGCCUCUCCUGUUAGGUAACGAUAAAAAUCCAGAUUAUUUUAGAAUAUAAGUAGACGUUUAACAGAACCUCUCCCUUCUUCUCUUCCUCUUUCUCUUGAGGAAGAUGACCUGUGAAAAACAGAGCAAUAUACAGAGUGUAAGGGGUAAAGCACAAGCGCAAUCAUAGCAAAGCACACACCAAAAUCCUCAACUUGUAAAACCUGAAGCAGCUGUAAAGCCCGCUGUGAAACCUGCAGCUUUUCAUGACUCAAGACCAGGUUUUAGGACUUAUUUAUUUCUUACACACGGUGUAGCGAAGGAAGGGAUGUGGAAAAUGUCACUCGGCAGACAGGCAGAUCCUAGCAUAAUUUCAGGUAGUACGUAUAUAACUAGGCUUUUGCUUUUACUACUAGUGCAUGUCCUAUUAAGAAUCAUUAUGAUCCACUUCUUCCUAAAUAUGGGACGCUACCUAAUGUGAUGUAAAGAACAAUAAGAAAUUACAGCGCUCGCAUACAAAGGAUUUUUAUAUCCUGAAGUUCGACUACUCUACAGAGAGUACAGAUGUUUGAAUGUCAUAUGGGCCCUUGUAAACAUUCUUUACUGUUAGUUACUGACCUGUAGUAUCCGGUCCACUCGCACUAGUUCUUUUUGUCCUAAGAAUUAAACUGAACUUCUUUUUUUUUUUUUUUUCACCUCACAGUCCAGAAAAGCUGGAACUUUGAUUUUAAAGUUAAUAGCUAACAAAAUUGUAAGUUAUUGGGGUUUUUUGUGUGUGUGUGUGUGUGUAUUUUGUUUUGUUGGUUUUUUUUUUGCUAUUGCAUAUCAUAUCUUUCACAAUAUGGUUGAAGUGAACGCUCAUCAUUUUGUUUGGAUUUUUUUUUUUUUGGUGUAAAAUUCAUGCUUGAAGUGUGUUUAAGUGGGGGAACAGUGGAGUGCCGUAGUUUUCCAUGUAAUAAUUUCAAAACCAAAUUUAUGAUAAAUGCCAGUUUGUUUGAGUUCUUCGAUUUGGACGCCUUGAAAGACCAGUAUCUUUAAUGGUGAGUGUGGAUGAUGGAUCUGUUUAGUAAAUAUUGGCAGCUUUUCCUCAAGGUUUUGUGUCACAGAGGGCUGCUGUCCAAACUGUAGGAAAGGUAAAUGACCAUUCCACUAUAUACACACACCAUGUGGUUUUGUUGUUUUAUUCUUAAUCAAAGAUUGUUUUAUUCUUAAUUAAUGAAAUGUGUAUACAAAUGUGUAUAUUUGAAUAUUUACAUUUUAUAUUUCACGUCAAUUUGUAACGCAUGACUGAAAUAAAACAUUUUAUCUUAAACAUG